AUGAGUAGAAAAGACUGGCGUUCAGAUCGACCAUUCAAGAUUUUACUACUCGGUGAUAGUGCUGUUGGCAAAACAAGUUUAAUGUUUCGAUUUGCAGACAAUAAAUUCACUCAAUCAUUCACACCUACGAUCGGCAUUGAUUUCAAAUUGAAAACGAUUUAUGUAAGAGAUAAACCAGUCGAUCUUCAACUCUGGGACACAGCCGGUCAGGAAAAGUUUUUCAGUAUUGUUCGAGCGUACUACCAUAACGCGGACGCUGUUAUUCUCGUUUAUGAUCGUACCAAUGCGAGUUCGUUUCAAAAUGUUGCGCGCUGGAUGAAAACUAUUGAGGAAAAUGCUCCCGAUGACGUCUUUCGUGUCCUCGUAGCCAAUAAAUGUGAUCUUCAUGAUUCUUUGGCAGUCUCGAAUGAACAUGGAAGACGACUAGCCAACCAAUAUCAUGUUGACUACUUCGAGACAAGUGUCAAAUCAGAUCCACAGGAAAGCAUUUCUCGAUUGUUUUAUUAUAUAGCGGAAAAGCUAGUCGAAAGAAGACGACCAACACCGCCUUUACCUCUAGAUCCUCAACCUGAAAAAUUGUAUGAUAAGUUAACCUACUGCUGCUAA
Molecule: messenger RNA, 606 nt
Organism: Adineta ricciae
Lineage: Eukaryota; Metazoa; Rotifera; Eurotatoria; Adinetida; Adinetidae
Source: the annotation of a GenBank genome assembly